GUGUGAACCAAGUAAGAUUGGAUAGUUUAUGGAGAGAUAUUAAGCAGAAGUGUAUUGAUUAGGUUUAUAUCAGUAAAUCGAAGAUUGCCAUGGCAGAGGCUCCUGAGACGACCAUGGCGACAGUGACCCACAGAAGGGUCCGUACAAAUGGGAUAUCGAUGCACAUAGCCGAGAAGGGGGAAGGCCCAUUGGUUCUGCUCAUCCACGGCUUCCCGGAGAUAUGGUCGACAUGGAUGUACCAGAUCGAUCGGCUGGCUGAGCAAGGGUACCAUGCUGUCGCACCAGACAUGCGUGGCUAUGGCGACUCCGACUGUCCCAGGGACCUGGCCUCGUACACCGUCCUCCAUCUAGUCGGGGACUUGAUCGGCCUUCUUGAUGAGCUGAAAGAACAGCAGGCAUUGGUGGUGGGGCAUGACUGGGGUGCUGAAGUAGCAUGGCACCUUUGCCUGUUAAGGCCGGACAGAGUGAGAGCGCUUGCCAGUUUAUCGGUCCCUUUCCGACCGAGAUCCCCAACAUUAAAGCCCUUGGCCCUCAUGCAACGAUUCGGGGAAGGCUUCUACAUCUCUCAGUUCCAGGAACCUGGACGAACUGAAAGGUCAUUUGCUAAAUACGAUUGUCUGACGGUGCUGAAGAAGUUCUUGCUGCUGAAUGCCCCCGAACUUUUAGCCGCUCCACCCGGUGUUGAGAUCAUAGAUUUUCUGGAGACCCCCGAGUCUUUGCCUCCAUGGAUUAAAGAGGAAGAGCUACGAUAUGCUGCAGAACAGUUCGAGAAAUCGGGCUUCACCGGGGCCCUCAACUAUUACCGUGCGAUGGACAAGAACUGGGAGCUUCUAGCACCAUGGCAAGGGGCAAAAAUCACAGUGCCCACCAAAUUCGUUACUGGUGACAAGGACCAGGGGUUUCAAUCCUUCGGCACGAAAGACUACAUAGAAAAUGGACAUUUCAAGAGGCUAGUGCCCGACCUCGACAUAGUAGUCAUCGACGGGCAUCAUUUCAUCCAGCUAGAGAGAGCAGAGCGAGUUACCGAUGAAAUCCUGACAUUCUUCGCAAACAUCAGAUCAUCAGUUUGAGGUAUACAUAACUUCCAUCGUGUUCCGGAAUUCACAUUUCCUCAUUUAUUUACUUUUGUUACCAUAAGUUCAGGAAUGGCUAUGUGCUGAGAGGGUAAAAAGCUGUCGAAAAAAUCGAGUGCGCAAUGUAAGAAUUUCGAUGUACGGAUCACUGCAAUUCCAUAUGCACGUUUUGUAAAACUAAAGGCAUUUUAUUUCAUGAUUCAACUUCUUCA
Punica granatum (pomegranate) is the source of this 1285-nucleotide messenger RNA. The record is from RefSeq and is a predicted model, not a curated record. NCBI's taxonomy places the organism in Eukaryota, Viridiplantae, Streptophyta, Magnoliopsida, Myrtales, Lythraceae.